ACCUUAAAUACCUUUGAAUCGCAAACCUCAAACGUCAAAAAGUUUGUUUUUGUUUUGUUUUUAUAUUAUAAUUUCUGAAAUUUUUUAAUAAAAACUUGUAAAUAAUCGAAAGGAUAAUGGCUCUCAACGAAGAUAAAAAAGAAAUGCUUAGAGAAGAACACACUAGAAAAAUUAAUGAGGAAAAGAUUCAAUUGAUUCGAGCUAAAAUCGAGGAUAAAAAUCGCUAUGGGAAUCUUUUACGUUAUAUGAACAAGCAAAGAAGGGAACAGGAAGAAGAACAACAGAUGAACCAAAGAAAAGAACAGGCUGCAUUAAAGGAAUUUCAACACGAACAGGAAAAUAAGCUAGCAUUUGAAGUAGACAACAUUAAGAGAAAUGAGAUAAGGCAGUUAAAAUUGAGGCAGCAGCUAAGAGAGAAUACACCUGAAUUAAGAGAACUCGAAAGAAAAUUAAAAGGCGCAUAUGUGAAUAAAGAACUAGCUGCACAGAUUGCUCAGAAAGAAAUUGAGAAAAUAAAUGAAAAGAUUGAAGAAAAACGAACACAUGAAAUUUUACAAAUGGCUAAAAUUAAGGAAGAAGAACUUAAAAGAAUAUUAGCUGAAGAAGAUAUAAUUAAGAAAGCCCAGUACAAGCAAGAACUCCAAGAACAAAUAAUCUUAAGAGAAAAAUCUAAGAGAUAUUUGUACGAAGAAUUUCUAAGAGAAAAGAAGAGGAUUGAUGAUAUUAUACAGAGAAUUCACGAUGAAGACGAACGUGAUAUCCAAGAAAAAAUGUGCAAGAUGAAGAGAACUAGAGAAGAAAUGUGGGCAUUUGAAAUGGCGCAACAAAAAUGGAAACAAAGAAAAAAAGAAGAAAUUGAAGAAGAAAAUAGAAAAAUUCAAGAAUUUUUACAACAGAAAGGUGCUGAUGUAAUGGCUAGGAUGGAAGAAAAGAAAAAAAGAGAAGAGGCUAAGGCCAAAUUACAAGAAGAUAUAGCAAGGAAAAUACACGAACAAAGAGCUAAGCAAAAGGAGCGGGAAGACAUCCUUCAAGAAUUGGUCAUUGAAGAACAGAAUGAAGCCCAGGAGUUACGUUGGCAAGCGGAGAUUGAGAAACGCGUGAGGCAACGUCUUGAAUUGAGGCAAACGCUGGAUCAACAAGUAAAAGAAAAGGAGGAAAAACUUCGGGAGGAAUCAGCUCGAGAUGCCAAAUUCAAAGAAGAGAUUCUGGCAAAAUUAGCGGAAGACCAUAAAUUAGAGCAGAUGUCGGAACAAAAAAGAAGAAUGAAAAUGUUACAGUUGAGAAGAGACGUGGAAGAUACGAUGAACGAGAGAAGACAGAGAAGAGCCGAAGAACUAGAAUUGAUUAAUAAAAUCAGGGAACAAGAGCAAAAAGAAUUAGAAGACAGGAGAAAGAUAAUUGAAGAAGAAAGAUUAGCUAUGCUAAAAGAACACGUGAAUAACGUGAUAGGUUAUUUGCCCAAAGGCCUUUUAAGACCAGAUGAUUUGCCACUGUUAGGAAGUGAUUUGACUGAAGCCAAAAGUGUAAAUUAAGUAUGUAAUUUCAGAUGUUUCAUGAAAUCAUUCUAAUUUUUCUGUGAUACAAAAUAAUUCACUGAUAAAGAUAUAUUUUACGCGUGGCUAUAUUUUUAUAUGUGACUAAUAAUUAGUAUUAAUUAUUUUAAAUAUAUUUAUAUAAAUUUCAA
Molecule: messenger RNA, 1684 nt
Organism: Sitophilus oryzae (rice weevil)
Lineage: Eukaryota; Metazoa; Arthropoda; Insecta; Coleoptera; Curculionidae
Product: meiosis-specific nuclear structural protein 1
Exons: 9
Coding region: 117-1532 (471 amino acids)
Biological process (GO): cilium organization
Cellular component (GO): motile cilium
Source: RefSeq, a predicted model, not a curated record